This is a messenger RNA of Dovyalis caffra, 834 nucleotides long. NCBI's taxonomy places the organism in Eukaryota, Viridiplantae, Streptophyta, Magnoliopsida, Malpighiales, Salicaceae. The record is from the annotation of a GenBank genome assembly.
AUGACCCAAAUCUCAUGGGCACAGCAAAGCUUUCGCCAAAUUCUGAAAACAUGCAUAGCCAACAAAGACCUUUUAACAGGAAAAUCCCUCCAUACUAUCUACCUAAAAUCUUUAAUACCUUCUUCAACCUAUCUCUCCAAUCACUUCAUCCUCCUUUACUCCAAAUGCAACCUGCUAACCACAGCCCACCAUGCUUUUAACCAAACCCAUGAACCAAACGUCUUCUCUUUUAAUGCUCUCAUUGCUGCUUAUGUAAAAGAGUCACUCAUUCACGUUGCACACCAACUGUUUGAUCAAAUACCGCAACCAGACCUUGUCUCCUAUAACACACUCAUUAAUGCUUACGCGGAUUGUGGGGAUGCUUUAUCUGCGUUGAGGUUGUUUAGAGAAAUGAGAGAGAUGGGUCUUGCGAUGGAUGGAUUCACUUUCUCUGGAGUGAUCACUGCUUGCUGCAAUGAUGUUGGUUUGAUUAGACAGUUACAUUCUCUGGGUUUUUUGUCCGGUUUUGAUUCUUAUGUUUCGGUGAAAAAUUCGCUGCUUACUUAUUAUAGUAAAAAUGGGUUUUUGGAGGAGGCUGAAAUGGUGUUUCAUGGGAUGGGAGAGGAGGUUAGAGACGAGGUUUCUUGGAAUUCUAUGAUUGUGGCAUAUGGGCAGCAUAAAAAAGGGCUUAAAGCAUUGGAGUUGUAUCAAGAUAUGGUUCAUAGUGGUUUUGAAGUUGAUAUGUUUACUCUAGCGAGUGUCUUAACUGCAUUUUCGUGUGUGGAGGAUUUGUUUGGGGGCUUCAGUUCCAUGCCAGGUGCAUCAAAACUGGGUUUAAUAAAAAUCGUCAUGUAG